AUGAAGAAGAUAUUGUCCAAGAAGAGGAAAGUGGAAGAGACAUCGGUUGUCAAGAUGACGGAGCAUUGUAGUGCCAUCUUGCGAAAUAAGUUUCCUAAAAAAUGUGGAGAUCCAGGGAGUUUUACUAUACCUUGCUCUUUAGGAAGUACUAAAUUUCAAAAAUCUCGGUGUGAUUCAGGUGCUUCUAUUAAUCUUAUGCAUUUGUCUAUUUACAAAAAGUUGGAGGGCGAGAUUGGAGAAAUCAGGCCGAUACGUGUGUCCUUGCAGCUGGCGGAUCAGACCAUAAUCAUACCUGAAGGUAUAGUGGAAGAUGUGCUGGUUCGGGUAGACAAAUUUGUGUUCCCGAUGGACUUCAUUGUGGUCAAUAUGGAGGAGAAUAUGGAGAUCCCUAUGGUUUUAGGAAGACCAUUCCUGGCUACGGGCAAAGCAAUUCUAGAUAUUCAAGAAAUGCAGCUCAUGCUCAGAGUAGGGGAUGAAAGGAUGAUCUUCAAAAUGGAAGGCGAUAGGGGUCCCCUGAAAGAGCAACUGGAAAAGAGUGAAGCUAUAAAAGUUUGGGAUGAAAGGAUGUGUGCACUGGGACGGGCGUGCAAGGGAGAUCCCGACUUCGAUUCACACCCCGACUAG
Nicotiana attenuata is the source of this 624-nucleotide messenger RNA. RefSeq lists its product as uncharacterized. NCBI's taxonomy places the organism in Eukaryota, Viridiplantae, Streptophyta, Magnoliopsida, Solanales, Solanaceae. The coding region runs from base 1 to 624 and encodes 207 amino acids. The transcript has a single exon. The record is from RefSeq and is a predicted model, not a curated record.